Messenger RNA from Aspergillus nidulans FGSC A4, 714 nucleotides. RefSeq lists its product as uncharacterized. Lineage: Eukaryota; Fungi; Ascomycota; Eurotiomycetes; Eurotiales; Aspergillaceae. The coding region runs from base 1 to 714 and encodes 237 amino acids. The record is from RefSeq and is a predicted model, not a curated record. The transcript has a single exon.
AUGAAGCCUCUCCACCUUGUUAUGCUAUGCUAUCUUGUCGUUGCCUCCAGCUGUUGGCCCAAAAGCAAAGAUCAAGUCAGCCUCCAAUGGUCGAUAUGUGAUACAAAUCCACAAGCUGUGUUUGCAAAGUUGGGCACUGUCAUUCGCGCUCCAGAUAAACUGGACCCGAUCACUUACUAUGAUUCCUAUCCCCCACUGUAUACGCCGAAGGGACUCAUGUUUCGAACCAAAAUUCGCGGUGGCCAAGAGAUCUCGGUGGUGAAGGUGAAGUUGCCAACGACGAAAUCUCAUGUGCGCCGCCACGCGAAAUCCUGCCGGUGGGAUCAGUAUGGCAAUGAGACUACCUUCACAUGCAAGCGACAAGCCCCUGUGAAUGGAACCAAUCUAUGGAGCGCGAAUCAGAGGCAGUUAGCAGAGGAUUUUCAGAACAAUAUCGCCUGGGAGAAGCUUUUUGGAUAUGGUCCGUACCCAAAUCCCAAGUGGAAGGAGUUGCGUAUUGAAGGUUACAAAGCUGUCCUGGAUGAUGUGCUUGUCCAGUCCCUGCACCUUAUGGAGUUGGAAGUCAAGGUACAUCGGGCAGAAGAGGAUAAAGUUUAUCAGUCAAUCACAGACCAUUUAAGCGCACGAGGAGUGGUGCUAUGUGCCAGGCAGGAGCCCAAGACCAUGCGGUUGUUUCACAUGAUGGGCUGUAUCACGACGCAGAACGAGUUAUAG